This is a messenger RNA of Eucalyptus grandis, 1225 nucleotides long. Its product is annotated as heme-binding-like protein At3g10130, chloroplastic. NCBI's taxonomy places the organism in Eukaryota, Viridiplantae, Streptophyta, Magnoliopsida, Myrtales, Myrtaceae. The coding region runs from base 171 to 1109 and encodes 312 amino acids. The transcript has 8 exons. The record is from RefSeq and is a predicted model, not a curated record.
GGAGAUGACAAUACGCGCGCGCGGACAGCUACACGAGCGAAGGCGCUUCCGGGAAGGAAAAAGCCAUAACCGCCACUCGUCCUCCGCAACUGCCGCUCUCGCCGCCGUAACCGAAAUUCGAACGCUCCGUCGCUCCCCCACCACCGCAGACCCUAAAACCCUAGACGACCAUGUCUCUGUGCGAGCCCUCGUCGUGGCUCGGUCCAUCCCUCUCGAGAACCCUCGUGCCGACCUCACGAUCCCCCAAGCGAUCGAGGGGCGCCUGCCGCGCCGCCGUCAUGUCCACGGCCGCCGCCGACAGAGCCGCCGCCGCCGCCCCCGCCGUUUCUCCUCCUUCGCCCAGGCGGCCCAUCUCCGCCUUAGAGGCUCGGGUCUCCCUCGUGUUCGCCCUCGCUUCCCAGGCCUCUUCCGUCUCCCAGCGACUUCUGGUGGAUUUGGCGACCGAAACCGCGAAGUACGUGCUCCCGAAGAGGUUCGAGAGCCGCAAUUUGGAGGAGGCUUUGAUGGCAGUUCCGGAUCUCGAGACGGUGAAGUUCAAAGUUUUGAGCAGGAGAGACCAGUAUGAAAUAAGAGAAGUGGAGCCUUACUACAUAGCGGAAACGACAAUGCCUGGAAAGACUGGAUUCGACCUCAAUGGGGCUUCUCAAUCCUUCAAUGUCUUAGCCGAGUACCUCUUCGGUAAGAACACAACAAAGGAGCAAAUGGAGAUGACUACCCCUGUUUAUACACGCAAGAGUCCAUCUGAUGGAAAGCGAAUGGAAAUGACGACACCCGUAAUAACAAAGAAGGUGGAAAAUGAAGGGAAGUGGCAGAUGUCCUUUGUUAUGCCCUCAAAGUAUGGUGCGAAUAUACCUUCACCUAGAGAUCCAUCAGUAAGGGUUAAAGAGGUUCCAGGGAAAAUUGUUGCUGUUGUUGCCUUUUCAGGUUUUGUUACUGAUGAAGAAGUUAUACAACGGGAGUUAAAACUUAGAGAUGCUCUGAAAAGUGAUGGAGAGUUCAGGGUAAAAGAAGGUGCUUCUGUGGAAGUUGCACAGUACAAUCCACCUUUUACGCUACCUUUUACACGUCGUAAUGAGGUUGCCGUGGAGGUGGAAAGGAAGGAACAGUAGCUCUUAUCUGGAAAUCCUAGAACUUGGAGGAAUGGUGUAUAAAGAACCUCUUAUCCUUUGUAAAGUGGAAACUACCUGUAUAUAAAUAGAGGCAAAGGUGGGUGCUUUGAGCUAAA